Ricinus communis (castor bean) is the source of this 1641-nucleotide messenger RNA. RefSeq names its product tubulin beta-1 chain. Bases 86 to 1426 code for a protein of 446 amino acids. Gene Ontology annotation, cellular component: cytoplasm; microtubule. The transcript has 3 exons. The record is from RefSeq and is a predicted model, not a curated record. Gene Ontology annotation, biological process: mitotic cell cycle; microtubule cytoskeleton organization. Gene Ontology annotation, molecular function: GTP binding; GTPase activity; structural constituent of cytoskeleton. NCBI's taxonomy places the organism in Eukaryota, Viridiplantae, Streptophyta, Magnoliopsida, Malpighiales, Euphorbiaceae.
UUUUCAUUUCACUCACUUAAAUUUGACAACACUUUCCCUUCCAAAAAAUUUUACUUCUCUUUCCCGAAAAGCAAAAGAAAAGAAAAUGAGAGAAAUUCUCCACGUUCAGGGAGGCCAAUGCGGCAACCAAAUCGGAGCUAAGUUCUGGGAAGUGGUGUGUGCCGAGCACGGAAUCGACUCAACGGGUCGGUACCAUGGCGAUACGGAUCUUCAACUGGAGCGGGUCAAUGUGUAUUACAACGAGGCAAGCUGUGGUAGAUUUGUGCCACGUGCAGUACUGAUGGAUCUGGAACCGGGUACGAUGGAUAGUGUUAGAUCCGGGCCCUAUGGACAGAUAUUUAGACCCGACAAUUUUGUAUUCGGGCAAUCGGGUGCCGGUAACAAUUGGGCGAAAGGGCAUUAUACUGAAGGUGCUGAGUUGAUUGAUUCUGUUCUUGAUGUUGUUAGGAAAGAAGCUGAGAACUGUGACUGCUUGCAAGGGUUUCAGGUAUGUCAUUCACUGGGAGGAGGAACUGGCUCAGGAAUGGGGACACUAUUGAUAUCAAAGAUGAGAGAAGAGUAUCCAGAUAGAAUGAUGCUAACAUUCUCAGUAUUUCCAUCACCAAAAGUGUCAGAUACAGUUGUUGAGCCAUAUAAUGCUACUUUAUCUGUUCACCAGCUUGUUGAGAACGCAGAUGAGUGUAUGGUUCUUGAUAAUGAAGCUCUUUAUGAUAUCUGCUUCCGUACUCUCAAGCUCACCACUCCCAGUUUUGGGGAUUUGAAUCACCUGAUUUCUGCCACCAUGAGUGGUGUUACAUGCUGUCUUCGAUUCCCUGGUCAGCUCAACUCAGACCUUCGCAAGCUUGCUGUGAACCUCAUCCCAUUCCCCAGGCUUCACUUUUUCAUGGUUGGCUUUGCACCCCUCACAUCCCGUGGUUCUCAGCAGUACCGUGCCCUCACUGUACCAGAGCUCACCCAGCAAAUGUGGGAUGCCAAGAACAUGAUGUGCGCUGCUGAUCCUCGCCAUGGUAGAUAUCUCACAGCAUCAGCCAUGUUCCGCGGCAAAAUGAGCACAAAGGAAGUUGAUGAGCAGAUGAUCAAUGUCCAAAACAAGAAUUCAUCCUACUUCGUUGAAUGGAUACCCAACAAUGUCAAGUCCACUGUUUGUGACAUCCCUCCAACAGGCUUGAAGAUGGCUUCUACUUUCAUUGGCAACUCCACAUCAAUCCAAGAGAUGUUCAGAAGGGUCAGUGAGCAGUUCACUGCCAUGUUCCGCAGGAAAGCUUUCUUGCAUUGGUAUACUGGAGAAGGCAUGGAUGAGAUGGAAUUCACAGAGGCUGAGAGCAACAUGAAUGAUUUGGUGUCAGAAUACCAGCAGUACCAGGAUGCAACUGCAGAUGAGGAAGGAGAGUACGAGGAUGAAGAGGAAUAUGAAGAAGAAGCCUAAAAGUAUAUCUUCCUUGGUUUGCGUAUAGAUUACUUUCUGCUGUACUUGUUUUUGGCUUUGCUUUUUUACUGUAUGUUUCUUGUCCUGCAGUAUUGCAUUGUCCAUUUCACCUUUCAUGUCGUUGUAUCCACCAAUUAACAAAGCACUGGAUUAAACUGGUAGUCUCAUAUUAAUGAUCCUCCGUUGGAAGUUUUAUUGAAAUUCUCUUUCCUUCA